AACCAACACCGCCCAAAGACAACAGCCUUUUCCCGCCAUUUCCCAUAGGAAGAGAGAGCUCUAUCACCGAUUCUACACGCCGUCCGAAGGGACUGAGACGGAGACCACAAUUUCUCCUCCGCCCCCCCCACCCCCUCGUUUCUUCAUUCUCUUUUCUUCCCGCUUCUGCGUACCCAACAACCAAUCAAACGCCAAAAACCCUAGGAUACGCUUAACCCUAUGGAAGAAUCUAGGGUUUUCACCGACCCGACCCGUCGCCCGAGUGGUCUGCAAGCCGGCAUCAUCUCCAGAAUCCGUUUGGAAAAUUUCAUGUGCCACAGCAAUCUCGAAAUCGAGCUCGGCGAUUGGGUCAAUUUCGUCACCGGCCAGAAUGGAAGUGGUAAGAGUGCUAUAUUAACGGCACUCUGUGUGGCAUUUGGGAGCCGAGCUCGUGGCACGCAGAGAGCGAAUACGAUGAAGGAUUUUAUAAAGACGGGCUGCAGCCAUUCACUUGUUCAAGUUGAGAUAAAAAAUCAAGGAGAAGAUGCUUUCAAGCCAGAUUUGUAUGGAGACGUCAUAAUUGUGGAGCGCAGAGUUUCUGAAUCAACCAGUUCCAUCACAUUGAAAAAUAUUCAAGGUAGGAGGGUUGGUACCAAGAAAGAUGACCUGCGUGAGAUUGUAGAACACUUCAAUAUUGAUGUGGAAAAUCCAUGUGUCAUCAUGAGCCAAGACAAGAGCAGAGAAUUUUUACAUUCAGGGAACGCAAAAGAUAAGUUCAAGUUCUUUUUCAAGGCAACUCUUCUUCAACAAGUGGAUGACCUAUUAAAAGGUAUUGAAAAACAACUAAAUGACGCAACAGCCCUGGUUAAUCAUUUGCAAGAAUCACUGAGACCAAUAUUAAAGGAACUUGACGAAUUGCAAGAAAAGAUAAAAAGCAUGGAACUUGUGGAGGAGAUAUCACAGCAGGUGCAGUUGUUGAGGAAGAAACUAGCUUGGUCAUGGGUAUAUGAUGCUGGCAGAAAACUCGAUGCACAACAAAAAUUGAUUGAAAAGCUAAAAGGAAGAAUACCAAGCUGUCAAGAACGGAUUGAUCUGCACCAUCACAAGAUUGAAGAAUUGAGUGAUCAUUUGGCAACUAAGAAAAGUCAAAUAUCAAAUAUGAUGGAAAAGACAAACGAAGUCAGAAGGAUGAAAGAGGAUUUGCAUCAAAGUCUUUCUAUGGCUGUGACGGAGAGAUUUAAGCUAGAAGAGGAACAAAAGCGCAAGACUAGGGAAAUUCAGAAAAUGGGGCUACAUGUCAAAUCGCUUGAGCAACAGAUACAUGAUUUGCAUGAGCAGUACAUGAAAAAUACGCAGGCCGAAGAUAAUGAGAUGGAGGAAAGACAAAGGGAACUGCAAGUUGAGGUAGAUGAAGCUAACAUUAACCUUCGGAGAUUAAAGGAAGAAGAGGAUGAAAUAAUACAAAGGAAAUCUGUGGUUGAAAAUGAAAUUGAAAAAAUUGCCGAUCAGAUGCAAGAAGUUGAGAGAAGGCACCGUAGUAUUUCUUCUCGUAUCCGUGAGCUCCAAAUGCAUCAAACAAAUAAGGUUACUGCAUUUGGAGGAAGCCUGGUGACCAGUCUUUUGCAGGCCAUUGAGCGACAUCAACAUAAAUUUAGUAGCCCACCAAUUGGUCCCAUAGGCACCCAUGUGAAAUUGGAACAUGGAGACAUGUGGUCUAUAGCUGUUGAAAAUGCUGUUGGCAGGGUGCUCAAUGCUUUCAUUGUCACAGAUCAUAAAGAUGCCCGCAUUUUAAGAGCAUGUGCAAGGGAAGCAAACUAUAACCACUUGCAGAUUAUCAUAUAUGACUUCUCCAGACCCAGACUUGAUAUUCCUAGGCACAUGCUUCCCCAGACUAAUCAUCCCACUGCAUUCUCCGUUAUACAUUCUGACAAUCCGACGGUGCUGAAUGUUUUGGUUGAUGUGGCUAGUGCUGAGAGGCAAGUGCUCGUUAAAGAUUAUGAUGUUGGUAAGACAGUUGCCUUUGAUCAGAGGGUAUCAAAUCUGAAAGAGGUUUACACUUCUGAUGGAUUCAAGAUGUACUGCAGAUCUGGGUAUUCGAGUUCCAUGUGUAAUUUGUUUUCCCGUGGUUCGGCACAAACUAUUCUCCCUCCCAACAAAAACUUUAGAGCUGGUCGUCUUUGUGGUUCAUUUGAUAAUGAGAUUAAAAAUCUGGAAAGAGAUGCACUAGAAGUAAAAGAGAGAGCUCAACAAGGCCGGGGAGUAAAACGGGCUAAAGAGGAAGAGUUGAGGAAUCUUCACAGUAUGUUAAGCAGUGUAAAGAGAAGGCGAAUAGAUGUAGAGCGUCAAUCUAAGAAAAUGGAAUUUGAGCUGGCAGAUGUGAAAAAGUUGCUUUCCUCAGAAGUUAGUUCUGGACCUGCAUCAACUGUGGAUGAGCUUCAUGAAGAUAUAUCUAAAGUGCAAAAUGAAAUACGAGAAAAGGAAACUUUGCUAGAAAAGCUUCAUCAGAGAGUGGCUGAAGCAGGAAUAAAAGCUAAAGAUCUCAAAGUGUCAUUCGAAAAUUUAUGUGAGUCAGCAAAGUCAGAAAUUGAUGCAUUAGCUGAAGCAGAGCGGGAACUGAUGAUGAUAGAGAAAGAUCUGCAUGCAGCAGAAAGGGAAAAGAAACAUUAUGAAGAAAUAAUGCAUAAAAAAGUCCUUUCGGAGCUACAAAAUGCAAAGGCGGAGUUCCAGGAGCUUGAGCGUAUCUGCAAGGAGAACAAUCGGAAAGCUUCAAUGAUAUGCCCCGAGGAUGAGAUUGAGGCUUUAGGAGGCUGCAAGGAGAGUCCUGAACAACUCAGCACUCUACUUGGUAGGGCGACUCAAAGACUUGAGCGCGAGAGCCAAAGAUUUCCAGAAUCUAUUGAUGAUCUGAGAAUGUUGUGUGAAAAAAAAGAGCGUAAGAUCUCAAGAAAACAGCAAACUUACAAAGCAUUUCGAGAGAAAUUAGAAGCUUGUGAGGUAGCUUUACACUUUAGAUGGAAGAAAUUCCAGUCGAAUGCCAAUGCUCUGAAGCGCCAGCUAACGUGGCAGUUCAAUGGACAUUUAGUAAAGAAAGGGAUCAGCGGUAAAAUCAAAGUUAGUUAUGAAGAGCAGACCCUGUCAGUUGAGGUAAACAUGCCUCAAGACGCAUCAAGCAGCUCUGUUUGUGACACAAGAGGGCUUUCAGGUGGUGAACGUUCUUUUUCAACAUUGUGUUUUGCUCUCGCACUUCAUGAGAUGACAGAAUCGCCAUUCCGUGCCAUGGAUGAGUUCGAUGUAUUUAUGGAUGCCGUUAGCAGAAAAAUUAGCCUGGACGCCUUAGUUGAUUUUGCACUGGCUCAAGGUUCCCAGUGGAUAUUUAUUACCCCUCAUGACAUCAGCAUGGUGAAACACGACGAAAGGAUAAAGAAGCAGCAAAUGGCAGCGCCUCGUGGAUGACCAUUUACAAGCACCUUUUUUUUUCCUUUUUUGUCAAGUGUAAAUUGUAUUAUCCAUCUAGUCCUUGCAUUUUAUCCGACGGGCAUAAACCAGGGGAUCGGAUUCUCGUUUCGAGUUAGGUUUUUUAUUUUGUGCUAUUUUUCUCCUGCUUGGCUUUACGGUGAUUGGCUUAAGUUCUAGUAGCCAUUUGGAGAACCAUGUUCAUAGUUAUGUAGAUAAAGGAGACAGUUUAUUCAAGGUUUCCCGAAUAUUGCCUGAUGCAAUAUUGAGUAUUAUGUAAA
This is a messenger RNA of Erythranthe guttata (spotted monkey flower), 3713 nucleotides long. It is a transcript of the gene MIM, whose product is annotated as P-loop containing nucleoside triphosphate hydrolases superfamily protein. Gene Ontology annotation, molecular function: single-stranded DNA binding; protein binding; ATP binding. The record is from RefSeq and is a predicted model, not a curated record. NCBI's taxonomy places the organism in Eukaryota, Viridiplantae, Streptophyta, Magnoliopsida, Lamiales, Phrymaceae. Gene Ontology annotation, biological process: double-strand break repair via homologous recombination; chromosome organization. Gene Ontology annotation, cellular component: chromosome; Smc5-Smc6 complex; site of double-strand break.